Gossypium raimondii (Peruvian cotton) is the source of this 2302-nucleotide messenger RNA. RefSeq names its product premnaspirodiene oxygenase. Gene Ontology annotation, molecular function: monooxygenase activity; iron ion binding; heme binding. The coding region runs from base 744 to 2270 and encodes 508 amino acids. NCBI's taxonomy places the organism in Eukaryota, Viridiplantae, Streptophyta, Magnoliopsida, Malvales, Malvaceae. The record is from RefSeq and is a predicted model, not a curated record. The transcript has 2 exons.
UGGUUGUCUAACAGAAAUCUAAAGGUGUUGCCUGAAAUACCUUCGAAUACCACGAGUCUUUUGAUCAGUUCAAUGUCUUUUUGGUGUCGCAAUGUUGACAUAUCAGGUACUGAAAAAUUGAGAGAUUCAGUUAAUGUUAGUAUAAUAAUGCUUGAAGUUUGAGCUACAUGCAUGUUUUUCUAUGAGUCUGCUUGAAAUUUUAAGAUGGUUUGCCUUAUAUGCAGAUUAUAUAGAUGGAAUUUCAUGUUCAAUGCCUCACUUUGAUUAUCUUUAGUCCAAAAUGGGUUUUUCUUUCAUUUUAGAAGUCGAGUAUUAUCUAUUUAUCUUCAAUGGUUGUUUCUAUGUGAUAUGCCUUUUCUUUUUAAACCUAUCUUCCAUUUAAUUGGAAUACAACUGUAUUUUACCGGAUAUCAGUUUCAAUUGUUCUUUUGGGUAGUUUGCUUAACAUAAAAGAGUUCAAGUAUCUUAGCUGGUGUAUCAUUAUAAAUCUCUGCUAUAAAUAUUUAAACCAAGUUGCAUUAAUGAAGACACGUGAAAUAUUGAUAAAAGAAAAGGAUUCUCCAUGGUUAUGCCUCUUAUACGAUAUUCCGAGAUUCUAGCCAUAAAAGAAAUUGAUUUUUUGCAUGUGCUGGUAAGGAAGAUUAUGUUUAUUUAAACCAUCCAUACAAAAUGUCAGUUUCGAAAGACAAGCAGGUAUCAAGAUUCUGCAAGUGUAUAAAUAACAGUUUUGUAUAGUUCUUACCAUGGAUAACCAAUUCAAGCUGCUCCCAUUGUGCUUCACCUUCCUUGUCUUCAUUUUCAUGGUGUUGAAGCUAUGGAUGAGAUCCAAAAUAAAGGACUCGCCCAAGAAUCUACCCCCUGCACCAUGGAAGCUACCUCUAGUAGGCCACUUGCACCUUUUAAUGUUUUCUCUCCCCCAUCACCGCUUGACCGAAUUAGCCAAAAGGCAUGGUUCCCUGAUGCACCUACAGCUUGGUGAAUUAUCACACAUUGUUGUUUCUUCUCCAGAGGCUGCUAAAGAAGUGAUGAAAACACAUGAUAUAAAUUUUGCUACCAGGCCUUAUCUCCUUGUUGCAGAAAUCAUAGGGUAUAAUUUUUCUGAUAUUGGUUUUGCACCGUAUGGAGACACUUGGAGGCAGCUUCGAAAAGUUUGCACAUUGGAGCUGUUAAGUAUGAAACGUGUACAAUCCUUCCGAUCAAUCAGAGAAGAGCAGGUAUCAAGUUUAAUUCGAUCCAUCUAUUCUAAUACAGGAUUGGAAAUCAACCUUGGAGAAAUGUUAUGCAACUCAUCAUAUAACAUCACUCUAAGGACUGCUUUCGCCGCAAGAUGCAAGCAACAUGAUGCAUUCAUUUCAAUUGCGAGGAACCUGGUGGAAGCUGCGGGUGGUUUUAGUAUUACUGAUCUGUUUCCUUCCAUCAAAUUGCUUCCCAUGAUUAGUGGGAUGAGAGCCAAACUUGAGAGGUGGCACCAGGAUUUGGACGCGAUGCUUGAAAGCAUCAUUGAAGAGCAUAGAGCCAGGAAUGCAAAUACGAAAGACAGUGAUGACGUAACCGAUGAUCUCGUUGAUGUUCUUCUGAAUCUCCAGGAUGACGGAGGCCUUGAAUUUCCCUUAAGAACUGAAAAUAUCAAAGCUGUUAUCCUGGACAUGCUUAUUGCUGGAACUGAGACAUCUUCAACUGCAGUAGAAUGGGCAAUGUCGGAAAUGAUAAAAAAUCCUAGAAUCCUUGAAAAAGCACAAGCCGAGGUGAGGCAAGUCUAUGAUAGAACAGGGGAUGUCAACGAAGCAGACCUUCAUGAAUUGAAGUACUUGAAGUUAGUUAUGAAGGAAACUCUAAGGUUACACCCUCCUGUACCUUUGCUACUUCCAAGAGAAAGUAGGGAGAGAUGUGAAAUUAAUGGAUAUGCGAUACCAGCCAAGACCAAAGUGAUUGUUAAUGCAUGGGCCAUUGGAAGAGAUUCCAACUAUUGGAAUGAGGCCGAGAGGUUCUAUCCAGAGAGAUUCAUAGAUAGUUCAGUUGACUAUAAGGGGACCAACUUCGAGUUUAUUCCAUUUGGUGCUGGAAGGAGGAUAUGUCCUGGCAUGUCAUAUGGUAUGGCUGUGGUUGAGCUUUCCCUUGCACAAUUACUUUAUCAUUUUGAUUGGAAGCUCCCUAAUGGUAUGAAGAAUGAGGAUCUGGAUAUGACUGAGAUCUUUGGUGCUACUGCAGGAAGAAAAAGAGAUUUGCGCCUUAUUCCUAUUCCUUACCACCCACCAUCAUCUGUUCAAUAGUUAGAAUAAUAUUUAUGUAAUAUUUCUUAAUA